Messenger RNA from Trichoderma reesei QM6a, 1576 nucleotides. Its product is annotated as gdp dissociation inhibitor. Bases 180 to 1571 code for a protein of 463 amino acids. The record is from RefSeq and is a predicted model, not a curated record. Gene Ontology annotation, biological process: vesicle-mediated transport; protein transport; small GTPase-mediated signal transduction. Gene Ontology annotation, cellular component: cytoplasm. The transcript has 8 exons. NCBI's taxonomy places the organism in Eukaryota, Fungi, Ascomycota, Sordariomycetes, Hypocreales, Hypocreaceae. Gene Ontology annotation, molecular function: Rab GDP-dissociation inhibitor activity.
CUUCUUCUCUUCCUUCUUCUCUCCAUUCCAUCUAACACACGUUAUUGCCUCCCUUCAUAUUUUCCUUCCUCCUCCUCUGCCUGUGCCUCUGCCUGACUGCUGCCGCCAGCGCUCAACGACCGAAUCCGCCCCCUUUUCUCUACACGCCCAUCAACCGACUCGUCCGUUAUACCCACACCAUGGAGGAGAUUGCAAAGGAGUACGAUGUCAUCGUCUUGGGCACCGGCCUGACCGAGUGUAUCCUUUCUGGUGUCCUGAGUGUCAAGGGCAGAAAGGUCCUCCACAUUGACCGCAAUGACCACUACGGAGGAGAGGCUGCCUCCGUGAACAUCGAGACGCUCUUCAAGAAGUACGGCAACUUCAAGGAUGGCGAGAAGCCGUGGGAGAAGUACGGCCGCCUCAACGACUGGAACAUCGACCUUGUCCCCAAGUUCCUCAUGUCCUCGGGCGAGCUGACCAACAUCCUCGUCUCCACCGACGUCACCCGAUACCUCGAAUUCAAGCAGGUUGCCGGCAGCUACGUCCAGCAGGGCUCCGGCCCCAAGGCCACCGUUGCCAAGGUCCCCUCAGAUGCCGCCGAGGCCCUCAAGUCGCCCCUCAUGGGCAUCUUCGAGAAGCGCCGCAUGAAGUCCUUCAUCGAGUGGAUCGGCACCUUUGAUCCCAAGGACCCUGCUACUCACAAGGGCCUCGACAUGAACACCUGCUCCAUGAAGGACGUCUACGAGAAGUUCGGCCUCGAGGAUGCCACCAAGGACUUCAUCGGCCACUCCAUGGCCCUGUACCUUACUGAUGACUACAUCACCGCCGCUGGCAAGGCCCCCGAGGCCAUUGAGCGUAUCCGCCUCUACGGCAACUCUGUCGCUCGAUACGGAAAGUCCCCGUACAUCUACCCCCUGUACGGUCUUGGCGAGCUCCCCCAGGGCUUUGCCCGUCUGUCUGCCAUCUACGGCGGCACCUACAUGCUCAACACCAACAUUGACGAGAUCCUGUACGAGGAUGGAAAGGCCGUUGGCAUCAAGGCCACCAUGACCGGCGUCGAGGAGAUGAAGUUUGAGACAAAGGCCAAGAUGAUUCUCGGCGACCCCUCAUACUUCCCUGACAAGACCAAGGUUGUCGGCCACGUCCUGAGGGCCAUUUGCAUUCUCAAGCACCCUCUCGCCGGUACCAACGACAGCGACUCUGCCCAGAUUAUCAUUCCCCAGUCCCAGGUCGGCCGAAAGAACGACAUCUAUGUCGCCUGCGUUUCAUCUGCCCACAACGUCUGCCCCAAGGGCUACUGGAUCGCCAUCGUCUCCACCAUUGCCGAGACCAGCGCGAACCACCACCUCGAGCUCCAGCCCGGUCUCGAGCGCCUCGGAGCCAUUGAGGAGCAGUUCAUGGGUCCCCCCAUCCCCAUCUACGAGCCCCUCGAGGACGGCACCAAGGACAACAUCUUCAUCUCCAAGAGCUACGAUGCUACCAGCCACUUUGAGACAACGACGGACGACGUCAAGGACAUUUACCGCCGCGCCACCGGCGAGGAGCUCAAGGUUGAGGGUCUGAGGGAGGGCAUCAACGUCACGGAAGAGUAAGGAGU